CGCAGGAUGAGGGGCGCAGAGCUGUUGUUUGCUUACUUUCUGGUGAAAGUUGUAGCGUGUGGUGCAGCAGGAGAGAGCGCUAAACAGGUCAGUUCAGUUGCACUUUCGGGUUCCAAUGAAUCUCGGGAUGGUGAGAGUGGUCUGUCAGAGCCUCCACACACUGAGGAUAAAUGUCAAGGCUACUACGACGUGAUGGGCCAGUGGGAUCCACCGUUCGUUUGCCGCACAGGCAGCUAUUUGUACUGCUGUGGUACCUGCGGCUUUCGCUUCUGCUGCGAGUUUAAGGACUCUCGCCUGGACCAGCGCUCCUGCACUAACUACGGUACCCCACCUUGGUCCAUGACGGGGAGACCGCCUCCCAAAAAAAGUGACCCGGCACACGACCCCACCAAGGAUAAAACUAACCUGAUCGUCUAUAUCAUAUGCGGAGUGGUCGCGAUCAUGGCACUGGUGGGGAUUUUCACCAAACUCGGACUGGAAAAGGCGCACCGGCCGCAUAGAGAAAACAUGUCCAGAGCGCUGGCACAAGUGAUGCGGCAGGCUGGAGGGGAAGAACACGAGGAGGGCCUGGCUGUGCAUGGACAGCCCUAUGAGAGCCUGCAGUCAAGGACGGGAAAUAACCUGCAGGGCUCCCAGAUAAACAACGUGGGUUCAGGAUCAGGCCUAAUGCAGGCCAUGACCCAGUACUCUACACUAGGACAGGUGUCUCACACCUAUGAGCAGCCCCAGCCUGUCAAGGAACACAACAAGUAUGCUUCAUUGAAAGCAGUGGCUGAGAAAGCCAGCGAGAACUUCUACACAACUCGAAGAUAUGGGACUGAGUUGACAUCUAAAGGCACGCUUCCGCUUCACCCGGUGCAGCUUGAACCAGAGCCUCCCAACCCGUACAGCCCAGAGCCGCCAUGCCAAAAACAAAAUGGACACAAAGCCAAGAGCGUCAAGGUGUCCGUCUUGCACCCGCUACCCUACAGUUCCAAUACGAUUUCCGGCCCGGCCGUGCUGAGGAACUGGGAGGCCUCUGAUGCACUUGGACGCCGCCACACCUAUGGCCCUAAAAAACACAGCACACUAUUGGAGCAAGUCAAUGAGCUGAGCUCACAAAGUCAGCACUACUUGCCCCCACAUCCAUACUUCAUCACCAACAGCAAGACUGAGGUGACUGUCUGA
Trichomycterus rosablanca is the source of this 1167-nucleotide messenger RNA. It is a transcript of the gene shisa9b, whose product is annotated as shisa family member 9b. Gene Ontology annotation, cellular component: AMPA glutamate receptor complex; dendritic spine membrane; postsynaptic density. Lineage: Eukaryota; Metazoa; Chordata; Actinopteri; Siluriformes; Trichomycteridae. Gene Ontology annotation, biological process: regulation of short-term neuronal synaptic plasticity; regulation of AMPA receptor activity. The transcript is spliced from 4 exons. The coding region runs from base 7 to 1167 and encodes 386 amino acids. The record is from RefSeq and is a predicted model, not a curated record.